ACUUUCGAUUCAACCUUCAAUAAAUAUGGAUACAGUAACGUCUAUUUGUUGUUCCGGUGUUCUAUUAUUACUAUUAUAUCACAAUUUUAAUUACUUACGAACUAAGGUAAAGCUCAUGUACUACAUGAGUAAAUUACCUUCUGAUACUAAAGAUCAUCCAAUUCUUACAAAUUUCGUAGAACUUCAAAAUGAUGAUGUAACCGUAUUCAAGAAACUUAGAGAAUGGAGCAGAACACUUGGCCCUGUUUACAAUUUGUCGAGUACCAUAUUUUUUCCAUCUCUUAACAUAUCGAGUCCUGAAGCUUUCGAGGCAAUUGCAGCAACAACAAAAAACAUUGAAAAACAUAAAGUGUAUACAUUUUUGAACUUAUGGUUAGGUGAGGGUUUAUUAACAAGUACAGGUACAAAAUGGCACACGAGAAGGAAGAUUUUAACACCAGCCUUCCAUUUCUCAAUUCUGCAACAAUUUAUAUCCAUCUUUAAUAGCGAGACGAAGAGACUGGUGGCUUCACUGAAAACUGAAUGUGACCAAUCAUGGAUAAAUGUAGUACCACAUAUCUCACAAUUUACCCUAUACUCGAUAGCAGAAACCUCGAUGGGUGCCGUUUUAAAUUUAGAAAACGAGGAAGACAAAAAAUACGUCUCGUCCAUCUACAAAGUCGGCAAAAUUUUGUACCAUCGAUUCAUGAGGCCUUGGCUGUUUUUAAACUUCAUUUUCUACUACUUAAGUCCGAGCGGUCGGUUAUGCAAACGACUAGUAAACGUAUUGCACAAUUUUACUAAUAACAUCAUCGAAGAAAGGAGUAAUACUUUCGAAAAAUUCGACGUACCUUCGGAUGACCACAGCAAUAUGUAUUCGAAAAGACGGAAAUUGGUGCUUCUGGAUCUGCUACUUAAUGCAAAAUUAUCGUACGGGAUAAUUGACGAUGAAGGUAUUAAAGACGAAGUCAAUACGUUUAUGUUUGAGGGUCACGAUACAACAGCUAAGUCCAUCUGUUUCACAUUGAUGCUGCUGGCUAAUCACAAAAACUAUCAAAACGAAGUUUACCAGGAGAUAAUAUCAGUUCUGGGCGACAAAAACGAGCCAGACAUCAAUGACUUAAGCGAAUUGAAAUUCAUGGAAAGGGUUAUCAAGGAAAGCUUGAGGCUUUAUCCUAGCGUUCCGUUUAUUGGUAGAACUGUAGAAGAAGAUAUGGUUGUCGAGGGUUAUUUUAUACCGCAAGAUACAGCAGUCAAUAUUCACAUAUUUGAUAUACACAGAAACGAGAAACACUGGCCGGAUCCCGAAAAAUUCGAUCCUGAGAGAUUUUUGCCCGACAACUGCAAUAAUCGCCAUCCGUUCGCUUUCGUUCCUUUCAGCGCAGGACCCAGGAAUUGCAUAGGACAGAAAUUUGCUUUACUGGAGUUGAAAGCCGUUCUGUGUGGAAUUUUGAAAACUUUUAUUUUAGAACCAGUGGAUACACCGCAAUCAAUCAAUUUGGUGCCUGAUCUUACUAUUCGCACCGCCGAUAACUCGUUAAAAGUUAAAUUCGUAUUGAGAUAAUUUCAGAGAAAGUAAAAAUGCAAUUCUGAAUUUCUUUUUACUUUAGCAAUCUCUUUACAAUUGUGAACGUUUAAACGUUCAUUAAAAGUGAAUAAUAAUUAAUCUUUCAUUGUCAAUUUAUUUUCAAUGGUGAAUCCAAUCGUUUGGGCAGGAUAAUGUAUAAUGAAUGGGUUAAAACUUUUAAUGAGCGAACAUUUGAACUAUAAAAAUGUUUUAUAAGUUUAUAAGUUUUAUAAGUUUU
Molecule: messenger RNA, 1784 nt
Organism: Phyllotreta striolata
Lineage: Eukaryota; Metazoa; Arthropoda; Insecta; Coleoptera; Chrysomelidae
Source: the annotation of a GenBank genome assembly